Molecule: messenger RNA, 951 nt
Organism: Hyposmocoma kahamanoa
Lineage: Eukaryota; Metazoa; Arthropoda; Insecta; Lepidoptera; Cosmopterigidae
Product: probable phospholipid hydroperoxide glutathione peroxidase
Exons: 4
Coding region: 16-648 (210 amino acids)
Biological process (GO): response to oxidative stress
Molecular function (GO): glutathione peroxidase activity
Source: RefSeq, a predicted model, not a curated record
GACUGCACUAUCAAAAUGGAAACGAAUGUACCUUUGAGCAAUCCAGAUUACGAUCAAGUGAAAUCGGUGCACGAAUUUCAAGCUCGAAGUUUAAAAGGAGAAAUUAUACGACUGGAAUAUUAUAAAGGCUACGUGUGCAUCAUUGUGAAUAUAGCAACAAGAUCACGUAUGACCGACAAUAAUUUUGAUGCCUUUAAUAUGUUAUAUGAGAUAUACUUUCCUUAUGGUCUACGAAUUUUAGGGUUCCCUUGCAACCAGUUCGACAACGAAGAACCGGGAGAUGACUUCGAAAUAAUGCGUUACGCCGCAAAGAAGAAUGUCAAAUGGGAUAUAUUUAAAAAAACGGACGUAAAUGGACCUACCGCUUGCGAAUUAUUUAAGUUUCUUAAGCAUGAGGCGCCCGGCCCACGAGUACGUGGCGAGAGUUCCACGCUGGUAAUAAAGAGCAAUUAUACUAAAUUCAUCAUUAACAGAGCAGGUAUUCCCGACCAAAGGUUGCCACCGAAUGCAGAUUUCAAAAUGAUGGAGAAAGCUCUAUUACCCUAUCUUGGACUCAACGAACCAGUUAAACCAUUAGAUUUUAAAGCACCUGACCUACAAUCGACAGAUCUUUCUAAAGUGGGGGAAAAUAGUUCGAGUGUAAAUUAAGAGAGAAACAGAGAAAGAAUAAAAAAGAAACCGACUUCAAACUUUGUUUAUAUGUACCUACAUACAAACUGAAACCGAAAGGUUAACAAUCGGUUACCGGAAAGUGCGCGACACCGGAAUCAUCCCCUAUUAUGCCACCCUUAGGGCAUUUGCGCACUGGAUCCACUGCAUUGUGCACUAAGUCCUAUUCGAAUCUGAGAAAAACUAAUAUCGCUUGUACACCUAGAGAUAAAAUGAUCCCUGUGACAUUUCGGACCACAGACUUAUCGCUAGAGGUGGGCGUUUAAACAAAAAGCUCUUAAA